This is a messenger RNA of Myripristis murdjan (pinecone soldierfish), 1667 nucleotides long. RefSeq names its product nuclear factor 7, brain-like. The transcript has a single exon. Bases 3 to 1439 code for a protein of 478 amino acids. The record is from RefSeq and is a predicted model, not a curated record. Gene Ontology annotation, molecular function: protein binding; zinc ion binding. Lineage: Eukaryota; Metazoa; Chordata; Actinopteri; Holocentriformes; Holocentridae.
AAAUGGCUGAGAAAAUUGCUCUUCUUGAAAAUUAUGUGAACUGCCAUGUGUGUGCAGAGACUUUCAGAGAUCCUGUGUCUCUGAGCUGCCAACACAGCUUCUGUUCCAGCUGCCUGAAACAAUUCUGGGAACUAAACCAAAACAAAAACUGUCCCAUUUGUAAGAGAAAAUCCUCAAAGGAAGAACUCAAAGUGAACUUUACAUUGAAGAAACUGGCUGACUCGUUUGCUGGAAGACAGAAAGCUGCAUCAUCUGAGACCAAAAAAGAAGAGGAGGAAGUGGAGCUGGUGUGUAGUGAACAUGAUGAAGAGCCUAAAUGGUUCUGUAAGAAGAGGCAAAAAUUUGUGUGUCCCACCUGUGAGUUACUUCAACACCACGGUCACAAGGUGGUUCCUGUUGACGACACAGUCUGUGAGCUGAAGGAGCAGCUGAAAUCUGAUUUGAAGUCUCUACAGGACACGAAGAAAAAGUAUGAAGACGCUGAGGAAAAAUAUAAAGACAUGGUUGAACACUCCAAGAAGCAGCUGGUGGCCACAGAGAAGCAGAUCAGAGCAGAGUUCAACAAGCUUCACCAGUUCCUGAAAGAGGAAGAGGAGGCCAGACUGGCAGCUCUGAGGGAGGAAGAGGAGCAGAAGAGGAAGACUAUCACCAGAAAGAUGAAGAUGAUUGAGGAGAAGAUCUCCUUUCUGUCAGACAUCAUCUCUGCUGUUGAAAAAGACCUGCAGAAACACAAUGUGCCGUUCCUCAGCAGUUAUAAAAGCAGUCAGAGCAGCGCCAGAGCCCAGUGCUCACAGCCGGAUCCACAACUGGUCUCAGGAGCGCUGAUAGAUGUGGCCAAACACCUGGGCAACCUGUCCUUCAGAGUCUGGGAGAAAAUGAAGGACAAGGUCAACUUCAGUCCCGUCAUCUUGGACCCAAACACUGCUAACGGAUCACUCUCUCUGUCUGAUGACCUGACCAGUGUGAGACGUGGAGACACAAAGCAGAAACUCCCUGACAACCCAGAGAGAAACACAAAGUAUGCCAAUGUCCUGGGCUCUGAGGGCUUCAGCUCAGGGAAACACAGCUGGGAGGUGGAGGUGGGAGACCAUCCAAGCUGGUCUGUAGGUUUGGGUAAAGAGUCAGUGGACAGGAAGGGGGAGGGACCUGCCUCACCAAAAUAUGGAAUCUGGUGUUUAGUGCAUCGCAGUGGAAAAUACACGAAUGGGCUUUGUGAGACGGUCAGUGAGAAGAAGAGUCUCCAGAGGAUCAGAGUCCAGCUGGACUAUGACAGGGGGGAGGUUUCCUUCUACGACUCUGAGGACAGAACUGUCAUCUACACUCACAGAGACACUUUCACUGAGAAACUCUACCCAUGGUUCUCUGUUGGAAACGCUGCUGAUGCAAAGACCAAAGAUAUCAAAGUCCUGCAAACUGAGCCCUCGGUGAUUUUACAAUGAUGUCAGUUAGGUGUGUGUGUGUGUGUGUGUGUGUGUGUGUGUGUGUGUGUGUGUGUGUGUGUGUGUGUGUGCAUGUUCGUGUUUUUGUGCAUAAAUGAAUCAAUGAGUUUGCAUCUUUUCGUCAUGAGAGAGAUUCAUGACAACAGGGAACAAAAGUUUGUUGCAGAAAUCCUGUUAUUGAUCAUACAAAUAAUUAUGUACAUAAUGUUGUGGACAUUUAAAAAGACA